Molecule: messenger RNA, 3723 nt
Organism: Lytechinus variegatus (green sea urchin)
Lineage: Eukaryota; Metazoa; Echinodermata; Echinoidea; Temnopleuroida; Toxopneustidae
Product: run domain Beclin-1-interacting and cysteine-rich domain-containing protein-like
Exons: 18
Coding region: 919-3600 (893 amino acids)
Cellular component (GO): intracellular membrane-bounded organelle
Molecular function (GO): phosphatidylinositol phosphate binding
Source: RefSeq, a predicted model, not a curated record
UUUACUCAAGUGAAAGAUUUGCACAGCAGACUAGUGUCCAGCUGUAAAGCGUGAAGUAAGGGUACCUUGGUUCCAUUAGAUAGAGUUUGUAGCAUUGUCAUUCCGGUUACAAUGUAGUCUGCAAGCACAGACCUUUGGCUUAUUUUGCAAUUAACAUAGUGCAGAGUCUGAAAUACGGAGACUAGAUACACUCUUGAAGAUGUGACAAUGACAGAGAGUUUGGCAUCUAGUCUUUACUCUAGACAUGAUGUACAUGUUGUUACAAUGUAUGUCAGUGGUAAUGAUCAGAGACUAAUGCUCCUCGACCAAUCACAUCUAAGGGAUUUUGCGUACAGUGUACUAUACAAACAGAUUGUAUAAGAAUUUAAACAAACAACUUUAAUCAAUGAUGACAAGUAAUCUUUCACUCAAAGUUUUAUUUGCCCAUACUAACCGAUGACACUUUCCCUUGAUCACUUUAAAAGUACUCUAAGUAAUUACAUGUACAGUGUAUGCUUUCUAGGAAUCAGUUUCACAUUGCUAAUACCUUUUAAUAUUUCAGUACUGAUAAAUCUUGCAUGUACCAAAGAGCAGUGAUCAAGAUAAUUGUUAACGAGUGAUAUAUGAACAGUUUAUGUAGUGUCUCUGUAGUACAAUUAAUAGUUGCAGGUAUUGUGUGAGAUUUUGCCAUACACGUACAUGUCAGGACUUCAGGUGUACAUGUACAUUGAUCUACUUUCCAGGUACAGAUUAUAAAUAGAUGAUGCCUUCCUGUGCAGCACAGCACAUUCAUCGGCCUUAGACAUCCUGCUACAAGCUGUAGAGCAGAACAAUGCCCGUCUCCUGGCUCAGGUCAAUCCUAACUUGCUUCAAAAGUGUCCUUCCUCUCGAGGUUCUGUAGUUUCACAAGGAAGCCCAAGGCUGUCCAGAACUCCCAGUAUGUCAUUAGAGCAGGAUAUCACACCAAAACCUAAGGAUCAUCACCAUGCUUCCGAUUCUCUCCUUUUUGCCUCCCCGAAGACUGAAUCGGUCCUCGCGACAUCGGAAGACCAGGCCUUUGGACAGAGUCGCGACAUUCGCAGGAAUUCAGCCAAAGAGGCAUUGAAAGCAUUAUUAGACGGAUACCCCACUGAGGGGUCCGGCGUUGUUGGUGUUGCAACGGGCAACAGAACUGAAGCGUUUGCGACGGAUCCGCUUUUGAAUCGUCCAGCGAUUCCGAUCACGAGGGAGAGUUUCCAAAGACCGCACGGUCUUCUGCGUGUGGAGAGUGAUACUGCCCUCCUGAAGACGUCGGUGUCGAGGAGAAAAUUUGACGAGAAUGAUAAUCGGUUCUCUGCCAAGCGAAAGGGUUCUAGUGGGUUAGCGCAAAAUGGGAACAGCGAUCUUUCACUGAGUUCUGAGAGAGACAGAGGUAUGUAUUGGGAAGAUGCAGGAGAUACAGAAGAUUUAGAUGAUCACAGUGACACCAACGACAUCCACAGUAAAUUAGUGUUCACAUACGACAACUCACCUUCUUCCUCAAAUUUUGCCAGAACCCUGGACUCGUCCACGGAGGAAAUCCCAUCUUCCAAGAGCGCCACUUUGCUUUCAUCGGAAUCCGGUGCAGGCAACAGUCUAGAGCCAGGAUAUCGGACUAAAGAUACCAAAAAUGGAAGCUCGCUAAAUUCAAGCCACCAUUCUCUUCUGCAUUCCAGCAGCGAACAACUACUCUUUUCCGAGGAGGAGGAAGACCAGUUUGGUUUCCUGGGUGAAGUCGCACGAAGAGGGCGCCAGUCCAAGCCUCUCCACCGGCGGAACAGUGAGGACCUAGAUGGGGCGACACCGUCCCCACCUCCAGUUCAGCACAAGUACCGGAGACACACUCGCUCUAUGUCGGAUCAAAUCUCCAACGUGAGAGGAGGAGGGUUUGAAGACUCUAGGAGAGACUUUGUUCCAGAAAGAAAAGUUUAUAAUGGAAAGAGGUCAAAAGAUGAUAUCUAUUCGUCUUCUCUUCCAUCGGAACCUCUUACGGCAAGACGAGUAUCAGAUGUUAGUAGUGCCUCUCCCGCGUGCGAUGGGUAUUUCCCCCAACCGAGUCAGGGAGAAUCCCUCUUUACAUUCCUCUCAUCGCAAGACUUUGCUACCUGUCCUGAAGUUGAUAAGGAGAAUGCCCACUUCUGUAUCUCCGAGGCCAUCAUCGCUGCCGUGGAGCAGAUCAAAUGCCGUCAGCUAACCCGACAGACUCCGUCGGACCACGAAUCUGACGGGUCCGACGAGGAGAUCCAGAGACUGAAGCAGAGGAUCCGCCUCAGGCGUACCGAGAAGCGCGAACGUAAACUACAGUGUGAACAGGACCAAAGCCCUCCUGAUUGUGAUAUUUGGAGCCCAGAGCACGAUGGCACGGAUUCACCCCAAUUUCUGUCCGAUUCAGAGGAAUCCAUGGAAGAAGCCGAGGACUUUGUAGUGACGGAUACUUCUUUGGACACCAAUCUGGUUGCUAUGAAGACGAAAGGUCUGACUGCAUCACUUGGCUCGCUUUAUUCAGAUGCCGAUCUGAAGAAAGCGAACAAGAUGCACCCCAUCGAGACGGUCAUACCACUUACUAAGAUAGAGCCUUCCUCGUCCCACCAACUCUCUGCGGAAUCCAUAGCACUUUCCCUCAUCAAGAAGUUCUCUUUCCGACAGCUCCCGGCUGCAUCGGAAUUAGAAUGGUUGGUGUCUGAAAAAGAUGCCCCUCAACAGCUCUUGCCUUUACCCAAGUCAGUUCCCAUAUCUCCUGAUGAUGGUGAAAAUGCUGACCUCUAUAAAAAUAUGCGUCUCCGUGGAAACCUUGAGUGGGCCCCUCCUCGACCUCAAAUAGUGUUCAGUAUUCACCCUCCUCCAAAACGGAAACAGCUCAUUGCCAAGCAGAAUUUCCGCUGUGCCGGUUGCGGAAUGAAGGCAGAAAGGGGUUUCCUGAAGCGCUUGCGGUACUGCGAGUACCUGGGAAAGUACUUCUGCCAGUGCUGCCACACCAACGCAUCCUCCCCCAUCCCUAGUCGAAUCCUCAGGAAGUGGGAUUUCAGUCGUUACCCGGUGUCCAACUUCUCGCAAGAGCUCCUGUCCAAGAUCCAGACUGAUCCGGUCUUCAAUGUGGUAGACGUCAACCCGAUUCUCUACAGGAAAGUCAAGCAAAUGCAGGCUGUCAAGGAUUUGCGAACACAAUUAUUCUUCCUGAAAGAUUUCCUGAAGACGUGUAGACUGUGCGACAGAAGUUUGAAAGCAUCAUACGACAGUCAGCCCGGCCACUGGAUGGGCCAGCCUGACCUCUACUCGUUAAGUGACCUUAUCAACGUACGCAGCGGGGAGAUGGAGAAAGCCCUCGCUCAACUGGUCCUCGAUGGUGUUACUCAUGUUAGCCAGUGUCAGCUGUGUCAAGCCAAGGGCUUUGUUUGUGAAUUGUGCAAUAAAGAUGAGAUUAUCUUUCCAUUCCAACUCAACUCUACUUUCCAGUGUUUAGAAUGCUGGGCCUGUUAUCAUACGGUAUGUUUCCUGAAAGAAAGCAAGUGCCCCAAGUGUGAACGCAUCCUAGCUAGACGUGGUGUAAGUGCAGUGAAGACGGAAACAAGCGAUGAAGAUACGCCGAGUUCAUCCUCCAGCUAACAGUGACUCUAAUGAUGUUUAUCCAUCUCACCUCCAAUACCCAUGGCGGGAAUUCAUCUUAGUGACAUAACUCAUACCUUAGACUAUAUCAACACCCAGGGGGACUAGGGCCCCGUCUUACCU